AAGUGACGUAAAAUACCGCCUCCCCUGGCACCCCGUGGUCAUUUUUAAACUCCGGUUCAGACCCCCACUUUCCAUCAACCCGAUUCAAGACUGUCGAUGCACUGACUCGCUCACCCGUGUCCCCUGUCAAAGAGGGAUAGGUACCUACAUACAGAAAAUUUCUGCGACUCCAUGGUGGAACUCGAAGUGAUUGCUCCUUGACUCUCUGGUUCGCUUUUGGAUUGCGCUGUGUACACAGUAAAACAGAGAGCUACAGCUACCUACAUCAGCAUGAGAACAGAGAGGGGUUGAGAACGACGGUCAAGCAACAAGUACAUCGGCAUCGGAGAUUUUAAGCACUUCACCAUGGCCUCUUCUUCCGGCCAUCAACAGGAUGACGACGGCGACGCCGCGCCGACAUACACCAUUCCUCGCCGGCGACUCGGCGCUCUGGAGCACCCCAUGAUCAUCAAGAAUCUCGACAAGGGAAUCAAGACAUUUGGGCAGAACAAUGCAUUCCAAGCCAUCCUCGACUCCGCCAGCCCCCAGAUCUCAGUGCCCCUGUAUUUGCGCUACGACAACCCAACAGCAAGGCCGCUGACAUCACACAACGCGCUGACACACAACGUCGUCUUGAAAGUCACGGUUCCCAAGCGCACUGGGAGGAAGCGCAAGCGGGGCACCAAUGGCCCUUGGGAAGGGGAGGUCGACGGGCCUGCGAGUGGGCAACAAUCAGUGGCAUGCCCCGAGGUCCUCUCGCGCGACCGGCUCGACACCCCUCGCGUCGUCAGGCGCAAGCUCCAGGACAAUGUAGGGAAGUACACCAUUGAGCCGGUUGGUGUCAUCAACAACACACAUCGCUACCGCAGCUUUGCCGACUUCCAAUACGCACUAGGAGAGUCCAAGUUUAUGAAGAAAUUCGUCGAGAAUGUUCUUCUGGGCGAUGUUGCCAAACUCAAACGCUUCUCCCUGGAGCCCGGCAUCGAAUCGGGGACCAACGUCGACCUCAUCCCGCCGCCGUACUUCACGCCCAUCAGCCUGCCGUUCGGCUACAACUAUUCCCAAAACCCCCACACCAAGGAGGUCAGCCCUGGCCGGUCUGAUGCUUCCGGCACUGUCUCCGAAGACCAGGAAUACGAGCGCGUAGUCAACGUCACCUCGCGCAGCCCCGCCGCUGGCUACUUCAUUGCCCACGACGAGUACCCAGUCCCGUCAGGGCCCAGCCGUCAACCCGACAUGUCGGACCCGCAGGUGGCCGCCAUCAUCACCGAGAUGCGCCUCGCCAUGGAGGAGCGGCCCAUCUGGACGCGCCGCAGCAUGUGGAACCGGCUGAGCACCAAGUUCGCCGAGCUCCCCAAGAACGGCGGCCUGGUGCGCCACUGCCUGCAGUACGCCGGCUACCAGUUCAAGGGCGGGCCGUGGCGCGACGCGCUCGUCAAGUACGGCCUCGACCCCCGCACCGACCCCAAGUACCGCAUCUACCAGACCUUGAUCUUCAAGCUGCACAAGACCCGCAUAGGGUCGGUCGGGCGCUCGUGGCAGGCCAUGCGGCGCAAGGACACCGGCGUGGCGAACUUCGGCAAGGCCUGGAAGAACCCCGGCGGCGGUGAGGAAGAGGCCGUGCUGAACACACACGUCUUCAACGGCGAGUCGUUCAGCACCGACGGCAAGGUCUGGCAGGUGUGCGACAUCACGGACCCGCUGCUGGCCAGGCUGUUCGCCGAGGCCGAGGUGCGGCCCGAGUGCGACGUCGAGGUCAGCGGCUUCUACCACCGCGUGCUGUGGUCGGUGGCCAAGGCCAUCAUGAAGUGCAAGAUGGUGGCGAUCCGCUUCGGCCGCACGCUGAGCGACGACGACUUCGGCGCCGCGCUCGAGCUGGUCAGGGGCGCGCCGCACGACGGCGGCGACGGCCCCGCCCCCGGCGCCGGGAACAGCAUCGGCAUCAGCCUGCCGGACCUGCAGCUGACGGCGGCCGAGUACGACGAGCUGCGCGGCGGCAAGAGCCGGCCCCGGCCGGGCGUCAAGUCGCGGCAGGAUGCGGGCGACGGCACGGGGCGGCGCAGGCGCAGGCACUACCGCAUCCGCGUCCCGCUCAAGGAGGCCGAGGAGCGCGAGGCCGUCAAGAUGGUCAAGCUGCUUGCGCAGAAUGCGCAGGACAAGAGAAGCGCGGAGGCGGAAACCGCCGCGGGAGAAGCAGCGUUGCGCAGGGAUGUGGGGGGCACAGGGGAAAGGGUCACGUCUGCGACGGCAAGAGAGGAAGAAGGGGCAGUGGAGGAAGUGGAGGAGGAGGAAGAAGAAGAAGAAAAUGAGCGUGAGCGCAGGGAUGGCGGCGCGUUCCAAGAGAUUCUGGAGGAUAUGGAAGAGGAGGGUAGCGAGGACGAGGAGGAAGAGGAUGACGAGGGAGAGGAGGACGAGAUGGAGGCGGUCGAAGCGGACGCCGCACGACCCGGCAGGAGGAGGCCGUCGUUCCAAGACCGGGAGUCUGCAGACGAGGCGCUCCGGGAAGAGGAGGAGUAUGAGGAGGGCGGGUAUUCGGAUGAGUAUGACGAGGAGGACACGGAGGAUGAGGACGAAGACGAAGGUGAAGAAGGAUAUGGCCGUGGCGAUGACGAUGAAGAGGACUACGGCGAGGAGGAAGAGUACUAUGACGAGGAAGGCGAGGGGUUUCAGCAGAGCUGGGAGGACGAGGAUGGGUACGACGGGGGGCAGCGUAUCAAUAGGUAUUAUGGAUAGAUUUACGAGCGGUUUGUGGCAUUUCGAAAGGAAGCAACCUGUUAGCGGAGAACGGGGCAAAGUCUAGCGCCGUUGGCCAAGGAGCAUCAACGCCGUUGCGGGAGACCAAUAUAAGUUGGCAUUCCACAUUACGCUGUGUCGUCCAUCUAGCAUACAUUUGCACUCAUGAUCGUACCCGAGCUAAGCUUUCCCUCCCCGUUGUGUUUCGCGCCCAGCCCAAAAGACACAUCCAUUUGGUAUCAUACCAGCUUACCUAUCGCGCCCCGC
Thermothielavioides terrestris NRRL 8126 is the source of this 2979-nucleotide messenger RNA. RefSeq lists its product as uncharacterized. The record is from RefSeq and is a predicted model, not a curated record. Bases 346 to 2712 code for a protein of 788 amino acids. The transcript has 4 exons. NCBI's taxonomy places the organism in Eukaryota, Fungi, Ascomycota, Sordariomycetes, Sordariales, Chaetomiaceae. Gene Ontology annotation, biological process: transcription initiation at RNA polymerase III promoter. Gene Ontology annotation, cellular component: transcription factor TFIIIC complex.